UGGGUGUGUUGUUUGUCACUGACGUUACGCCAUGUGUGGGCAAAUCGGCUAAGUGUGGGUUUUACUCGAUUGGAUUCGUAAGUCUAUCAAAGUCAUAAUGACUACUGAUUAUGGAGUUUAUGCACGACCGUGUUAGUCACUGUACAGAUUAUAUUUUGAUGAUCAAACCCUAAGCAAUAUUUCGUCUAUGAAGGUUUCCUUGCACCCCUUAAGGGAGAGUAGAUAUGGUGGACUACUACAGGAUUCUGGGUGUCUCUAAGACUGCUACAGAGGCUGAAAUAAAAAAAGCCUAUAGAAAACUUGCUUUGAAAUGGCACCCCGAUAAGAAUCCUGACAAUGCAGACGAGGCUAACAGGAGGUUCAAGGAAAUAUCUGAGGCUUACGAAGUUCUUUCAGAUGAAAACAAGCGGAAAGUAUAUGAUGCACGGGGAUCCAGUCACCACGGUCACAGAUACCAAAGCAAGAAUGGAGUCAAUGGGCAUCGGCAUUUUAGCUUCAAAGGGUUUUUUGGAGAAACACCAUUCCAUCGCUUUUUUGAGAGGAAACGACGAGUAUAUGACCAGUACGGUAAAGAGGGACUGAAUAACUGCAGAGGACGCCGCGCUGCCGCCGACGACGAUUAUGAAUAUAGCUACGCUAGCUUCCCGUUCACAUUCCGAGACCCCGAAGAGGUUUUCAGAGAAUUCUUUGGCGGCUCUUCAUUCAGCGAUCUUUUCGCAGAAAUCAAUGGGCAUGGACACCAUCACAGACACGGACGCCGGAGUCAUCACCCGAGUACCUCUCUCACUUCGUCUCUGUUCAGCCCGUUCGGCUUCGGCAUGCAGGGGCUAGACGACAUAUUUGCUCACGCUGCGUCCAACGGCAACACGUUCACAUCGUUCUCCACAUUCAACAGCUCACUGGCGGGACCGGGAAGCGCCAACAUGAGAAAACACACCACUACAACUACACGUAUGGUUAAUGGAAAAAUCACCACUAAGAAGGUCACGGAGAACGGUCGAGAGACAGUGAUGUCUUACGAGAAUGGGGUCCUGAAAUCAAAGACUGUUAAUGGAGUACCUCAGUCAUUAACAUACAGUUAAAUUAAAUAUUAGCUCUUAACCAAACAUGAUCCAAAUGUUAAUUGUAUUCAAAUUAAUACGACUUUUAUAAGUUCCGGCAAUUUAAUUUUACUUUUGAUUUAUAUCAAUGUUUUCUUUCAAAACGCUUCGACAGUUAAAAGUCAACUUUUUUAGCUAGUUAUUUUACUAUACGUCAUUUAUUUGAAUUAAAUAGUAACCAUAAUUCGUGCCACAUAUUAUUUUGGAUCAAGUUUUGUGUUCAUAAUAUCAAUAACGUUCGCAAACAUAUGAGAACACUAAUAGACUAAUUAAAGUGUAUCCUUAUAGGCCAAGUGCUUUUAACGAAUAAUGUAAAGAAGGUACCUAAAGAUACCUAACUUUUCAAUUAUGUACGUGCCGAGUACAUUUUAAGUUGCACCAAAA
Messenger RNA from Manduca sexta (tobacco hornworm), 1484 nucleotides. Its product is annotated as dnaJ homolog subfamily B member 6. The record is from RefSeq and is a predicted model, not a curated record. NCBI's taxonomy places the organism in Eukaryota, Metazoa, Arthropoda, Insecta, Lepidoptera, Sphingidae. Gene Ontology annotation, molecular function: Hsp70 protein binding.